GUUCGAUUUUGGCGGCGGCGGUGAGCGCAUCUAGAGCUCGGCAGAUCGUUAAGAGGCUCGAAAGAGGCGGAAAAUGUUGUGUGGUCGUGCGUGGAUUUAUUUAUAGCAUUUGUGCUGAUUUUCAAGACUUUUAGCCCCGAAAAACCAAAGCAAAUUUCCAUUUAACUGCACAUUAAAAAGAAAAAAGACGGAAGACAGAAUAAUAGGAAUAAUUUUCCUAAAUACUUUGAUAUAUAAGUGAAAACAUCGCUGGGCCCACAGACUUAUAUAACUAUGUAAUUGCUUUAGUCUGGCCGACAUGUCUAACAAAUUUCAACGCAGCUCUCCGCAAAUGCUGGGCGCAGGCGUGGGUAUGGACGCCUCGGUAGUCUCCUCAACGGCAAGCAAUCAGCCGCGGAAACGCGUCAAACGAUGCUGCAGGAACUUUGUCACGUUCAUGUGUACCCAGGUGGGCGUGGGCGCCCUCAUCGUUUUCUAUGCCAUCUGCGGCGCAUUGGCCUUUAUGAACAUUGAGCGGGAGUAUGUGGACAAGACGGCGGCAUAUGUCCUUGAGCUGCGGCAGAAUUACUCGCAGCGUCUCUGGAACAUCACCGAGGAGCAUAACUUGAUUGACAAGCCGCUUUGGGUGAACGAGACGAAUGCGGUGCUUCGUGAAUAUCAGGUGCAGAUAGCGGCCAUCAUUAAGAAUGGCUACAUGGGACGCAGUCCGGCGCAAAUCUGGAGCUUCCCGGCCGCGUUGAUGUUCUGCCUGUCGGUGAUCACCAUGAUAGGCUAUGGGAACAUGGUGCCGCGUACGCCCUGGGGCAAGGGCUUCACUGUCAUCUAUGCCACAUUUGGCAUACCCCUCUAUAUACUCUACUUUCUCAAUAUGGGUCGCGUGCUGGCACGUUCGUUUAAGUUUCUGUACCGCUCCAUGCACGAUUGCACCCAGGAGCGCAGCUACGAUGCUCGCCUGGAGGCGCUGGAGAACGGAAGUUCUCUGGGCGCCCUGACGCUGCGCAAAAAGAUAAUCGUGCCCUCAACGGCCUGUCUGUGGGUCAUCAUCUUCUAUGUGCUCACUGGCACCAUUAUGUUUGCCAACUGGGAGAAAUGGAGCUUUUUAAAUAGCUUCUAUUUCUGCAUGACAUCACUGUGUAAAAUCGGGUUCGGGGACUUUGUGCCGGGCGCCUCGCUAACGACUGCCGCCGAUGUGGAUGCAGCCACGCAUAAGCUGCGCGAAGACAUAUCCGCCGAUCCGAAUGAGGUGUCCGAGCUGCAGCGCAUUACCGAUCAACACUCCAAGCUAGCCAUUAACUUUAUCUAUAUGCUGCUGGGCAUGGGACUGGUGGCCAUGUGCCGUAAUCUGAUGCGCGAGGAGGUGCGCGUCAAGCUCAAGGAGAUGAAGGAGGAUGCCAAGCUGUGUGUGGAGGAUACGCGUCUACGUUUUGUUGGCUGCUGUGGCGAUCCGCGUGAUUUAUAUGAAAAUGAUUAUUACUAGGUGUGCGAGCGGCUGUCUGUAUGUGUGUGCGUGUGUGUGUGCUUGUGUGUAAAUGCGUGUGUUUAUAUUGUGUGUUCUAUGGUGGCUGUUCCGCGGGACGCUUGGAAUGAUCUCU
Molecule: messenger RNA, 1592 nt
Organism: Drosophila montana
Lineage: Eukaryota; Metazoa; Arthropoda; Insecta; Diptera; Drosophilidae
Product: potassium channel subfamily K member 1
Exons: 1
Coding region: 299-1477 (392 amino acids)
Biological process (GO): stabilization of membrane potential; potassium ion transmembrane transport
Cellular component (GO): plasma membrane
Molecular function (GO): outward rectifier potassium channel activity; potassium ion leak channel activity
Source: RefSeq, a predicted model, not a curated record